Molecule: messenger RNA, 3330 nt
Organism: Daphnia pulicaria
Lineage: Eukaryota; Metazoa; Arthropoda; Branchiopoda; Diplostraca; Daphniidae
Product: cyclin-dependent kinase-like 4
Exons: 9
Coding region: 252-1652 (466 amino acids)
Biological process (GO): protein phosphorylation
Cellular component (GO): nucleus
Molecular function (GO): cyclin-dependent protein serine/threonine kinase activity; ATP binding
Source: RefSeq, a predicted model, not a curated record
GUAGAUUACAAGGUAUUGAGCCGUGGCGGUGAGCACAUCGACUCGUUUUUUCUUCUUCUUCUUAGUUUCCCACCGUUGGUAAUAGCGCCCACAGAGAGCAUUUACCCUGCAUUAACGUCUGUUGGAAUCAUUGGCUGGCCGUGUUGUUGCUUCUUGGAAUGUCCCGGCGGCCAAUUUCGUGCAUUUAAUUGGAUUCCAAUUGCGGACGACAGGAUUUUCCACCACCAGCCAUCCCCCGGCGAGCCAUAUUGAUGGGCCCUUUAACCGUUUGCGAAAUUGACGUUCCAUUCCACUUGUCGCUUGCUGCCACAUCGCGUCACGAAAUCGCCCGAGUGAAUCAUCGCAAACGCUUCUCGCCGCCCGUCGACAAGACGGGCAUCAUGGAGCGCUGGUUGGCCGAAUCACGACUCUGGAUGGCUGCCCCCAAUCGGAUUUUUGUCCUCAGCAAUUCAAGGUCUCGGGCUCCUUCGUCGCACUUUAUGGAGCGCUACGAGAAGAUCUGCCGGAUGGGCGAGGGCUCCUACGGUGUCGUCUACAAGUGCCGUAACCGCGAGACGGGUCAAAUUGUGGCCAUCAAGAAAUUCGUCGAGUCGGAGGAGGACCCACUUAUCAAGAAGAUCGCCCUCAGAGAGAUCCGCAUGCUCAAGCAAUUGAAGCACCCGAAUCUCGUCAACUUGAUCGAAGUCUUCCGCAGGAAGAAGAAACUUCAUCUGGUCUUUGAAUAUUGCGACCUCACCGUCCUCAACGAGCUGGAAAAACAUCCCAGAGGAGUGCCGGAAGUGUUGACGAAGCGGAUCAUCUGGCAAACGUUACAAGCAGUGGGAUACUGCCACGCCCACAAUUGCAUCCACCGAGACGUCAAGCCGGAAAACAUCCUCCUCACCAAAGAAGGCGUGGUGAAACUCUGCGAUUUCGGAUUCGCUCGACUCCUCAAUCCCGGAGAGAAUUACACCGACUAUGUGGCGACUCGGUGGUACAGAGCGCCGGAAUUGUUGGUCGGCGACACUCAAUACGGGCCCGGUGUCGACGUCUGGGCCAUCGGUUGCGUCUUUGCCGAGUUGGUCCGCGGAGAAGCGCUGUGGCCGGGCAAGUCGGAUGUCGACCAACUUUUUCUCAUCCGCAAAACUUUAGGUGACCUAAUCCCAAGACACAUGAAAGUCUUUAAGAAUAAUGAAUUCUUCGCCGGACUGUCCAUUCCGGAGCCGGACGUCAGGGAGUCGAUCGAAUCCAAAAUGCCUCGCGAUUUCUCCAUCGACGGAAUGGAUUUCUUGAAAAAAUGCCUGGACCGGGACCCGUCGAAGCGCUACACCUGCGACCAGCUCCUGCGUCAUCCCUACUUUGCCAACUUCAAUUUCCGACUGCCAGAAUCCGAAUUGGAGGAGUACGAGCGGCUCAGGAGAUUGAGAUCCCGUUCACGGUACGCUGGUGGUGGCGGUCACAUGCUGCCGCAGUUGCCCGGACCCGGGGCCGGAAUCGGAGUGGCCAGCAGCCUCAACUACGUCGGCGGCGGCGGCGGAGGAGGAGGAGGUUAUUCGACGAGCAACACGAGCAAUAACAGCUCCAACAAUUUCAUCGGUAAUAGUCCACCGUCAAUGCAAAUCAGCCAAGCGCCGAGAAUGGUCCGACGUUACGAUCAUUUGCCGUCCAUCUGAGGAGCGGGUCAAGGGGUCAGUCCGGCAGCAGCGGAGCAGGACAAGAAGAAGAAGAAGCAGCGCCAGCAACACGGAAUUAUCGUCUCACCAACGACAACAACAACAACAGCACAGCAACAACAACCUGACUCUUGCGGGGUCAUGACGCGCAGCAGGCGGGCGACAGCGGCCGAGAUCAGCAAGACGGGCAAUAGUUUCACCCCAGCAGCCAACGCCCAUCAUCAUAAUAAGGCGAAUCAAGUUGGAUAUCAGCAGCAUCAUCAUUAUCACAAGAGUACUCCUCUCCCUCCUGCGUCGUCCCAGCAGCAGCAGCAGUCGAGUUACACGACGACGACGACGAGGCUACUGGAAUCGCGUCAUCAUCAUUCGCUAACGGUCCCAAUCAUAAAAGCGGCGGGAGUCAGACGCUUAUUGGUCGGAGCGGUGGCGCCCAGCACGUCAGUCCAUCAACGCCACCGUUACGGCCAGAAAUAAUCGUAAAGAAAAAUAUAACAAGAAGAAGAAGAAGAAAAAACCCAUCACAUAACCUCAGGCCAUUACCAAAUUGAUAGCGCAAGGCGCGUCGCGACGCCACCGCCGCCCAAUUCUUCUGCCGGAAUUUCGAUUGGAUUUUUAACGUACACAAAAGCACUAGGUCGUUUCAAUUGAGUUGCCCUCCAGCUGUUCACUACCUAUAUACAGUUCAUUGUGUUCCGUAUUAUUUUUCUGUCAAUGUUAUUCAAUUCCAACUAAAAAAAGGGGGAAAUUCGCUGCAAUUGUUUUUUGGGGUUAUUUCGUCAAAUUGGGAGGAAAUUUGAAAAGAAACAAAGGUGCUCAACACUGGGUAGCUAUUUGGAAAUUGCCGUUGCGUGAUGAUUGUUGGUACAAUGAUAACAGCUCCAUACCUUGAUACAGAGCGCCAUUGUACUGUCGAAUAUUGUCUGUGUGUUGUUUCUCUCUCUACUGCGCGAACCAGAAGAAAAAUAAUAAACCCUGGAGGCCCCCCAUCUUCUUUUGUCCGUAUUUUAUAACCAGGAUAAUUUCCUUUUAACUCGUCGUGUACUGUGUUGUUGUUUUUUUUCUUUUCUUUGUGUUUGUUUAUCACCACCAAACAUCGAACGGCAUUUAACUUUUCCUUCAUCAUAUCGUCCGGGGUAGAAAAAAGAAGGAUAGAGCCCCGGCCCUCGUCGUUGUUGUUGUCGGUCUCAUCCGCCAAUCGUUGGGAAACGCCUUUUGAUGCUCUCUUUUUCUUUUCUUUUCUCUUAUACAUGUACACACACACACACGCUCUCUGUGUCUAUAAUCCCCCCCUCUUCUCUUUUUCUCUUUCUUCUUGUUUGUGACGCGAUACGGAUCGUGUACACGAUCGGAAUCGUAAUACGCCAGUCUCCCCUUCGUCUUUUUCCCUUUUUAGUUUUCUUUUAGAUGUUCUUCUUCUUCUGUACUUACGUCAGUUUGAUUUUUUGAUACCGAAAGUGUUUCUUCUCUUAUAUACAUCCUUUGGCGUUGUGUGUGUGUGUGUGUGUGUGUCUAAGCGUAAUAUUAUUCAUAUUAUUAUUAUAAACCAUCUCGAUCCUCUAUCCCCGACAAAUGUUUGACCUUAUUAUUCCCUUUUCCUCUCCUUGUGACUAACCCUCGAUACUAUAUUCUAACGACAACAUGAAAAUCUUUGUGAAACAAAUUAUACUUGUGAAACUGA